Molecule: messenger RNA, 1740 nt
Organism: Menidia menidia (Atlantic silverside)
Lineage: Eukaryota; Metazoa; Chordata; Actinopteri; Atheriniformes; Atherinopsidae
Source: the annotation of a GenBank genome assembly
CCACCUGGGGCAUCACAUCAGCUUCAACAAAGCAGAGGAACUGAAGCUGACCUCAAAAAGUCGACCUUAAGAAGAAAGAGUGGCGCUGAGGAAGAGGAACAGUAGGAGGAGAACAGAGGAGAAAGAAGACACAGAGAGACAGACAUGAUUCACUCCAAUGACUCCAUCCGCUCCAUAUUCUGCUGCUGCUGUUCUGUUCAGACCAGGGAGAUCAGCACACACUUGGAAUUCGAGGGCAGAACUUCCUCGUGUUUUCCGACCAGGCGACACGCGGGCCGCGCCCGCCCUGAAGACAGGCCCUGGAAGAAACUCCCCCUUCCUCCACCUCAGAGCGGGGAAGGUGAAGGGCUGCUAAACGUCGUGGCCAUGUACGACUUCACUGCAAAGGAGGACACCGACCUCACGCUCAAACAGGGGGAGGAGUACGUCAUCCUCCACAAGCAGGACCAGCUGUGGUGGAGCGCACGGGAUAAACACGGGAAAAAAGGCUUCAUACCCAGUAACUACGUGACAGAAAAAAACAAGAUUGAAGCAAAUUCAUGGUACUGUAAGAACGUCACCAGAACAGAAGCAGAGCAGCUGCUGAAGCAGGAGGACAAAGAGGGUGGCUUUGUGGUGCGGGAGUCUAGUCAAAAGGGAGUCUACACUGUGUCCGUCUACACCAAAACAUUAAGUCCUAACGGAGAUGUACGGCAUUACCAGAUCAAAGUAACUGACACUGGACAAUUCUACCUCGCUGAAAAACAUACCUUCAGUUCCAUACCCGAUGUCAUACACUACCACGAGCACAAUGCGGCAGGUCUUGUGACCAGGUUGCGGUACGCAAUAGGACCAAUGGGAAGGUGUGUACCUGCCACAGCUGGCUUUAGCUCAGAAAAGUGGGAGAUCAAUCCCAGCGAGCUGACCCUGAUGAAGGAGCUGGGCUGUGGCCAGUUUGGAGUGGUGAAGCUCGGCAAGUGGAGGUCUCAGCAAAAGGUCGCAAUCAAGGCCAUAAGGGAGGGAGCCAUGUGUGAGGAGGACUUCAUCGAAGAGGCCAAAGUCAUGAUGAAGCUAUGCCAUCCAAAACUGGUGCAGCUCUACGGGGUUUCCCUACAGCAGCGGCCCUUGUUGAUUGUGGCCGAAUUCAUGGAGAACGGCUGCCUGUUGAAUUUCCUCCGGCACAGGGGCAGGACACUGAAAGACGCGUGGCUUCUGUCUAUGUGCCAAGAUGUCUGUGAGGGGAUGGAAUACCUGGAGUCAAACAGUUUCAUCCACAGAGAUUUAGCAGCAAGGAACUGUCUGGUUAAUGAACACAAUGUGGUGAAAGUCUGUGACUUUGGAAUGACCAGAUACGUUCUGGACAACCAGUACACCAGCUCCAGUGGUGCUAAGUUCCCCGUAAAAUGGUCUCCCCCUGAAGUUCUCCACUACAGUAAAUACAGCAGCAAGUCGGACGUCUGGUCCUUUGGUGUGGUGAUGUGGGAGAUAUAUUCGGAGGGUCGCACACCCUUCGAAAACCGCUCCAACUUGGAAGUAGUCAAUGACAUUACCAGAGGGAUCCGGCUGUACAAACCACACCGCGCCUCUCAGCGAGUUUUCACCAUCAUGUACAGAUGCUGGCACGAGAUGCCUCAGGGUCGGCCGCCCUUCUCAGAGCUCCUGGAUGAAAUUAGAAAACUUGCAGAAAAUCCAGAUUAACAUUAGUCAACUGUUUUUUUUUAAUGUUGAGUGAACACAUGUCAUAUUUGAUGUUGUAAAUAU